AGUCCGCGUUUCCUCAGAGUGACGGGAGAGGGAGCGCGCGCCGAGGAAAUCCCCAGCUCCGCCACUCCCCACCCCCGCUGACGCCAACCGGCCGGCGGGACACCCACCGGAAGUGCACAGGGAGGACCCGCCACGUCCGAGCGCCAGCUGACGUCAGCCCGCCGAGGUCACGUGCCGACCUUCCGGCGAUGGGUGGUCCCGGGCUGAGGCCGGGAGGCGGGGCGGGGGCGGGGCUCGCGGCCGGUUGAGGCUGUGCUGGGUAGGUGGGCGCAGACGGAGCGACUACGGGUCGGGGCUGGGCUCAGCGCGCUGCGAACAAAGGAGUCUGCGGCGGUUCCCGGCUCCGCGGAGGACCCAAGCUUCGCGGGACUCUGAGGCUCCGCGGCUCCGGCUCGGCUUCGCCUCGGCUCCACCGCGGGCGCCGCGGCACCUGCCGCCGAGUGCUGCCCAGGGAGCCCGUCCCGCCCGGGGCUCAUGAUGGGGCUGAUCUUCGCUAAAUUGUGGAGCCUUUUCUGUAACCAAGAGCACAAAGUAAUCAUUGUGGGACUGGAUAAUGCAGGGAAAACCACCAUUCUUUAUCAGUUCUUAAUGAAUGAAGUAGUUCAUACUUCUCCAACCAUAGGAAGCAAUGUUGAAGAAAUAGUUGUGAAGAACACUCAUUUUCUUAUGUGGGAUAUUGGUGGUCAAGAGUCCCUGCGGUCAUCCUGGAACACCUAUUAUUCAAACACAGAGUUCAUCAUUCUUGUUGUCGAUAGCAUUGACAGGGAACGACUGGCUAUCACAAAAGAAGAAUUAUACAGAAUGUUGGCUCAUGAGGAUUUAAGGAAAGCUGCAGUCCUCAUCUUUGCCAAUAAACAGGAUAUGAAAGGGUGCAUGACGGCAGCUGAAAUCUCCAAAUACCUCACCCUUAGUUCAAUUAAGGACCACCCGUGGCACAUCCAGUCAUGCUGUGCACUAACAGGAGAAGGGUUAUGCCAAGGUCUAGAGUGGAUGACGUCCAGGAUUGGUGUGAGAUAAUUUUUUGCUUGAAAAAGACUUCUCUAUUUAUUCCGUGACACGAACAUUUUUCCUAAUACCUUUGGCUGCUGAGGCAGCAGCAUGUUUAAUUUAUAACAACACAAACCUCUGAGCAACACUUGAAUCAAGUGCCGCUGUACUGGAACAUAAAGAUGUUUUCUUCCCUUUGUUUCAGAUGCACUAAUCUUCAGUUGGAUGAACAUAAUGUGUAACUAACUAUGUUUGCAGCAACAGAACUCUUCUGACUUCUUAUUCUAAUUAUUAGUGACUGCCUUGUAAACACUGUUUGUCAUAUAUUUCAUGUUAUCUGAAAUUUUGUUAUGUCCUUUACAUCCCGUUUCUUUCACUUCUUGGCCACUGCUUCCUUCUUCCCCGGUUCUUAGUGGUUUGACAGAGCAGUAGUAGGAAUUGUCAUGUACUACUUCUUCAGCGCUAAACAUUUGUUCUCUUCAAACCCUUUUUAUCUUUGGACAGAUUAAUUACAAUGAUGAAAUUACCUAGAAGCUGUGUGUAUGCGUGUGUAUGUGUGUGUGUGCAAGAGUAAACAUCAUGAAUACUUGCCUUUAAA
Molecule: messenger RNA, 1585 nt
Organism: Peromyscus eremicus (cactus mouse)
Lineage: Eukaryota; Metazoa; Chordata; Mammalia; Rodentia; Cricetidae
Gene: Arl5b
Product: ADP ribosylation factor like GTPase 5B
Exons: 6
Coding region: 475-1017 (180 amino acids)
Biological process (GO): intracellular protein transport; vesicle-mediated transport; protein localization to Golgi membrane
Cellular component (GO): trans-Golgi network; cytoplasm
Molecular function (GO): GTP binding; GTPase activity
Source: RefSeq, a predicted model, not a curated record